AUGGAGUCACCAGCAUGGAUGUUCACGAAGGCAUUAUCACACAAACAAAAAGUUUGUCGACUUUACAAAAGAGCUCUUCGUGAAGUGGAUAAUUGGUUUGGUGGUGACAUUUUGGAAGUUCGUUAUCACAAAGUUAUUAUGCGAGCACGUUUUGAUGCUAAUAAAGAUGAAAAAGAUCCACGUAAAGCUCAAUUUCUUUUAGCCGAUGGUUGUUUUCAGCUAUGGGAGAAGAGGCAUUUCAAGCCUUUUAGAUUCUCACUGGAUCCACUUGGCAGUGCGUACGAUCGAACAAAGGAACCACCAGAUAGUGUAAGUUUUCUUCUCAUAACAUCAAAUUCAAGUCAAGAGCAGUGUGGCUUUUUGUUUAUUUUGGACAAUGAUUCAUAUACACUGGCUGAAAGAGAACAAUUUCCUUAUUACUUCAACAAACGCGAGCAACGCAAAAGAGAAUUGCUUGCCCAUUGGGAAAGAAUUGAAAAAGAUUGGGAUGAUCAGUUGGCUUCAAUUCAGACCGAAUUGCCUAAGAAGACAAAAAUUGUUCAAUAA
Dracunculus medinensis (Guinea worm) is the source of this 546-nucleotide messenger RNA. NCBI's taxonomy places the organism in Eukaryota, Metazoa, Nematoda, Chromadorea, Rhabditida, Dracunculidae. The record is from the annotation of a GenBank genome assembly.